GAAGUCACUCAUUCUCCCUGUUCACAUUUACUGAGAGCUGACACCUGACAGUCUUUUAGUACCACAUACACACACAUACACAAUGGCUGGAUCCGUGCUGCCCAGUGGUGGUCAGAUUUUUACCACCAUGCCUGAUAUUCUCUUCAUCCCAGAGUUUGUGUUUGGUGGACUGGUGUGGACCCUUGUAGCUUCCACACGUGUGACAGAAGCGAAUCCUCUUGGCUGGGUCAUGUUUGUGUCCAUAUUCUGCUUUGUCUUCACCACUCUCUGGUUCCUCAUAUUCAUUAUUGGUAAAAACAAGAGCAGCGCCUGGCCUGUCCUGGAUGUUAUAUAUCAUGCCAUUGCUGUGCUCUUUUAUUUGAGUGCCUCUGUGCUUCUGGCUUUAGUGACCUUGAAUUUGAAGACAACACUCGAUAUUCUCGAUGUUUUCGUUCUCCCUGAUUAUUUCAAGACGUACCAGGAGUACAUUUCCGCUGUGGUGUUCGCUUUCGUUACCACAUUGUUGUACUUCAUUCACGCAAUCCUCUCUGCUCUCCGAUGGAAGUCCUCUUGAAAAUGUGAAGCUACAGAAAUGAAACACUUUUUUAGAAAACAUCACUGAAAAGGCAGAGAUGAACCAAACAACAAAAUAAACAUAUUACAGCAAAUCCUUACACCCUUACCCAAAGUAACUAUCCGUAUCAACCAACAGGAUACCAGGGACAAACCUACCACCUAAACUAAUUAGCCAAACAAACCAGGAGGAUAUCAGAGACAGAUAUUUACCUUAACCAGGUAAUCAGUCAACCAGCAGAAUAUCAGAAAUAACAUCCUACCAUAACCAAGCACCUAUGUUGACAGGAUAUUUGAGGAGGUGCUUGAUAUGAAAGUAGGAGGUGAAAUGUUUUUCUUUUUUUCUUUACUUUUUGUUCGUUUACUUUAAUAAAUCUGUAUUUCUGAUCAUUGGAAAUAAAAAAUAGAUCUUGAUUUA
Misgurnus anguillicaudatus (oriental weatherfish) is the source of this 970-nucleotide messenger RNA. Its product is annotated as myelin and lymphocyte protein. Lineage: Eukaryota; Metazoa; Chordata; Actinopteri; Cypriniformes; Cobitidae. The record is from RefSeq and is a predicted model, not a curated record. Gene Ontology annotation, molecular function: structural constituent of myelin sheath. Gene Ontology annotation, biological process: myelination. Gene Ontology annotation, cellular component: membrane.